UGUGUGUGUGUGUGUGUGUGUACGACGGGGCAGCGAGGGUCCCCACUUUAAGUAUGAGUAGCAUUGUUCACAUGUUUGCCAGUAUUUUGGAGCCUGGCAGGCCGGGCUAGAGGCUGCGGGGGACGCCUCCAAGUUCCCACCCGGGACAUCCUGAACAGCAGCAGCCACAACAACAGGCUCGCCCGUAGACAAAGGGGCCGGCGCGGCGGAGCAGACUGGUGCAGCCUGGCCCUCGCGCUCGGAGCGCUGGGCGUCGGGGCAGCGGAGUGGGCAGAGCUGACCCGGUGCGGGUCGGAGUCAGGGCACCCGGAAAACCCGGCUCUGGGUAGCAGACCCCGCCCGGGCUGGCUCGGCGCCGGGUCUUCGGGCUUCCCCUCAGUCUUUGACCCUCGGUCCUCGCUCAGCGGCCCCGCAGGCCGUGCAACUGUAACCGCUGCCCCGGCCGCCGCCCGCUCCUUCUCGGGGCCGGCGGGCACAGAGCGCACCGCGGCGGGGCCGGCGGCAUGGCUGUGUCCUGGAGGAGCUGGCUAGCCAACGAAGGGGUUAAACACCUCUGCCUGCUUAUCUGGCUGUCCAUGAAUGUCCUACUUUUCUGGAAAACCUUCUUGCUGUAUAACCAAGGGCCAGAGUAUCACUACCUCCACCAGAUGUUGGGGCUAGGACUGUGUCUAAGCAGAGCCUCCGCAUCUGUUCUUAACCUCAACUGCAGCCUUAUCCUUUUACCCAUGUGCCGAAUACUCUUGGCUUUCCUCCGAGGAUCACAGAAGGUUCCAAGCAGGAGAACCAGGAGAUUGUUGGAUAAAAGCAGAACAUUCCAUAUUACCUGUGGUGUUACUAUCUGUAUUUUCUCAGGCGUGCAUGUGGCUGCCCAUCUGGUGAAUGCCCUCAACUUCUCAGUGAAUUACAGUGAAGAUUUUGUUGAACUGAAUGCAGCAAGAUACCGAAAUGAGGAUCCUAGAAAACUUCUCUUCACAACUGUUCCUGGCCUGACAGGGGUCUGCAUGGUAGUGGUGCUGUUCCUCAUGAUUACAGCCUCUACAUAUGCAAUAAGAGUUUCUAACUAUGAUAUCUUCUGGUAUACUCAUAACCUUUUCUUUGUCUUCUACAUGCUGCUGAUGUUGCAUGUUUCAGGAGGGCUGCUGAAGUAUCAAACUAAUUUAGAUACCCACCCUCCCGGCUGCAUCAAUCUUAACCGAACCAGCUCUCAGAAUAUUUCCUUACCAGAAUAUUUCUCAGAACAUUUUCAUGAACCUUUCCCUGAAGAAUUUUCAAAACCAGAAGAGUUUACCCAGAACACAUUUGUGAAGAUUUGUAUGGAAGAGCCCAGAUUCCAAGCUAAUUUUCCACAGACUUGGCUUUGGAUUUCUGGACCUUUGUGCCUGUACUGUGCCGAAAGACUUUACAGGUAUAUCCGGAGCAAUAAGCCAGUCACCAUCAUUUCAGUCAUAAGUCAUCCCUCAGAUGUCAUGGAAAUCCGAAUGGUCAAAGAAAAUUUUAAAGCAAGACCUGGUCAGUAUAUUAUUCUACAUUGUCCCAGUGUAUCUGCAUUAGAAAAUCAUCCAUUUACCCUCACAAUGUGUCCAACUGAAACCAAAGCAACAUUUGGGGUUCAUCUUAAAAUAGUAGGAGACUGGACAGAGCGAUUUCGAGAUUUACUACUGCCUCCAUGUAGUCAAGACUCCGAAAUUCUGCCCUUCAUUCAAUCUAGAAAUUAUCCCAAGCUGUAUAUUGAUGGUCCUUUUGGAAGUCCGUUUGAGGAAUCACUGAACUAUGAGGUCAGCCUCUGUGUGGCUGGAGGCAUUGGAGUAACUCCAUUUGCAUCAAUACUCAACACCCUGCUGGAUGACUGGAAACCAUACAAGCUCAGAAGACUAUACUUUAUUUGGGUAUGCAGAGAUAUCCAGUCCUUCCGUUGGUUUGCAGACUUACUCUGUAUGUUGCAUAACAAGUUUUGGCAAGAGAACAGACCUGACUAUGUUAACAUCCAGCUGUACCUCAGUCAAACAGAUGGGAUACAGAAGAUAAUUGGAGAAAAAUAUCAUGCACUGAAUUCAAGACUGUUUAUUGGACGUCCUCGGUGGAAACUUUUGUUUGAUGAAAUAGCAAAGUAUAACAGAGGGAAAACAGUUGGUGUUUUCUGUUGUGGACCCAAUUCACUAUCCAAGACUCUUCAUAAACUAAGUAACCAGAACAACUCAUAUGGGACAAGAUUUGAAUACAAUAAAGAGUCUUUCAGUUGAAAACUUUUGCCAUAAAGCAGGACUCUAAAGAAGGAAUGAGUGCAAUUUCUAAGACUUUGAAACUCAGCGGAAUCAAACAGCUGUGUUAUGCCAAAGAAUAGUAAGGUUUUCUUAUUUAUGAUUAUUUAAAAUGGAAAUGUGAGAAUGUGGCAAGAUGACAGGUCACAUUACAUGUUUAAUCUGGAAACAAAAGAGACCCUGAAGAAUAUUUGAUGUGAUGAUUCACUUUUCAGUUCUCAAAUUAAAAGAAAACUAUUAGAUGCACACUGUUGAUUUUUAUGGUGGAUUCAAGAACUCCCUAGUGAGGAGCUGAACUUGCUCAAUCUAAGGCUGAUCGUCGUGUUCCUCUUUAAAUUGUUUUUGGUUGAACAAAUGCAAGAUUGAACAAAAUUAAAAAUUCAUUGAAGCUCAAA
Molecule: messenger RNA, 2653 nt
Organism: Chlorocebus sabaeus (green monkey)
Lineage: Eukaryota; Metazoa; Chordata; Mammalia; Primates; Cercopithecidae
Gene: NOX4
Product: NADPH oxidase 4
Biological process (GO): superoxide anion generation; defense response
Cellular component (GO): plasma membrane; NADPH oxidase complex
Molecular function (GO): superoxide-generating NAD(P)H oxidase activity
Source: RefSeq, a predicted model, not a curated record